ACGAAGCAAGCAAGCAGAGAGGAGGCUGCUGAACUGGUAUCCUGUUCUACGUUUCUUUACAGCUAGUCAGUCAUAUACUAACCUGAGUGUGAUCAUGGCCCUAGUCCGGCUGUUCUACUCCCUCGCUGUGCUGCUUAAAUUGGCUCUGUCUGUGGACCAUGUACCCAUGCUGCUCUGGUCAACUCACAGCUCACUGUGGAACUCUGAAGCUGCUUUACAUGAGGGACACAUUAUCUCAAAGCAGGAGCUGCAUAUGCUACUGCAACCUGCGUUCACCCAGGAUUCCAAGAACCUUGUCUUGUUCCUUCAAGAUACACUUAGCAUCGAUGACUUCACGCAUUACAGUGAAUCUUAUGAAAAUGAGAAGCCAUUUCACAAUGUUCAGGAACUCCUUGAGUCUUCAUCAUCCUCUUUAGUUUUAUCAGCUGUUGAUUGUCAGGCUACCAGUUACCUUUUGGAUUAUCUUCAAGAAUCAAUGGAUUGGAAGCUAACAGACAUAGAUGAGUUUGAGGUAUCUAAGCUGGAAGUAGACACAUCCAAGCCCAACAUAUUUGUGAUAAGGCUGCAGCCAAUCAGCAGAUUAAAUGAUAUUUCUACUGCAAAGGCUUUUGCUGCAAAUGACAAAAUAAUUGGAAGACUGACUAUGAGUCUGCAAGAACAAGGAAUUCAGUUUUCAGUAAUUUAUACUGCAAUGAGACCGUCAAGGAUUCCCAGAAGACCCAAUGUAGUGUUGGAAUCAAGACGGCGACUCAUGGCCACUGAAGCGCAAGUGACAGAUGCACCCUAUCCACUGAAUGUGACCAAUGGAACCAGCACAUGCAUCCUUUUUUAUGCCAGUAAUUUCAGCCUCACAGCCAACAAAUCAGUUCAUGCGGAUUUGACAAAUUUAACAUUUGUGUCCCAUAAGGUGGACUUCAGUUCAUCUGUUUGUUCAGACGCCAAUGCAACGUUGUCAUUGAACUAUACUGGGUUAGUGGAUGGAAUCACCAACCUAAAAAUAAGAUUUCUCAUGACCCAGAAGUUCUAUAAAGGCUCUGCUCGAAAAUGGUUUACUUUAGAUUCUGUCGAGAUUGCACAUGACAACCAAAUUGUCGCUAGAUUUAAUGUCUCCAUCAUCUCUGCUCCUGCAGAGUAUUCAUUUCAUUGUCAGCUGGUGGGAACCAGCAGUCUCUAUGGUGCAAAGCUGAUUCCAGCCAAUAUUGAAGCAAAGAACUGGGAUGUUUACCUUUCAGAGUUCCAAAUUCAAGGCUUCAAUAUUCAUAAUAACUUGUUUUCCUACGCAAGUGACUGUACAUCUUUCUUCUCUCCUGGAAUCUGGAUGGGCUUGGUAACGUCAAUAGUUUUAUUAUGGAUCCUGACCUAUGGAAUCCACAUGAUCAUGCAGCUCACAACAAACAGUAGAUUUGAUGAUCCAAAAGGCCAAGUUCUAUCAGUUCCUCAAACAGAGUAGCAAUGGAUUGUUUUGAUAUUGCUUAAAUGUUUCUUAUUAGUAAGAUUAAGUUUUUGUCACGGUUAUUUUUAGUAAAAGUCAGGGACAGGCCACAGGCAAUAAAUAAAAGUUCACAGAAGCACACAAUCUGUCUGUGACUUUUACCAAAAAUAAAGAGCGGGGACUGACUGCCCAGGGGAUGGACAGCCUGAGCCCAUCAUCAGAGGAGGAUGGGGGCUGAAGUUGAAGAAGUCACAGAGGUUUGUUAAAAUCAUGGAAUCCGUGACCUCCAUGACUAAAUUAUAUCCUUACUUAUUAGUGAUGUGUGAUUUUUAUGUUCUUUACGCUUUAUAGUGAAUGUACUCUAAGCAGUUACUGUAAUAGAAAGGUUUAGUAAAACUCCACAAAUCUGGGCAAUGAAAUCCUUCCUGAAAAAGGGAACCUUAUUCUUGGCAACACUGAUGAUUCUACCAGCUGUUACCCAUUUGUUCAUAGUUGUCUGAGUUAGUCUACACUGCAAUUAAAAAGCCACUGGCAUCGAGUCUCAGAGCCCAGGUCAGCUGACUCAGGCUUGUGAGGCUCAGGCUGAGGGGCUAAAAGUUGCAGUGUAGAUGAUUGGGUAGAUGAUCGGGCUUGGGCAGGAUCCCAGGCUUUGAGGUUCCGCAAGGUGGGAGUGUCUCAGCCCAAGCCCCAAUGUCUACACUGCAGUUUUAUAGCCUUGUAGCCCAAGACCCGUGAGCCCAAGUCAGCUAACCCAGGCCAGCCACGGGUCUUUUAUCCCACCGUACAUGUACCCUUAGAGGCCUAAGGUGAAGCCAAUGGCAGUCUGGACUCUAACCAGCCAGUAGAAAGAAAAGUAAGAACUUCCAGCAGAAUCAUUAUUCUUGGGAGGAGAAGGAGGAGGGAUGCUUAUGUUUUUUAAAAAAAGACAUUCCCCUGGUAUUUUGGAGAUAAUCUUCGAAAACAAAAUGUUUAUUGAGAAAUUGUCUAUUGAAACUUCUCAAGUCUCCUUUAAAGUUUUUUUCCGUAAGUAUAAAGAAUAUCACAAAAAAGAUAUUAAUUACACAAGAGGCAAAAAGGUAACAUUUUUUAUGACAACUGGCAUAUGUGUUUUAUUUUGACAGUGUGAGUAACAGCUGGGAAAGUGGUAGAGAUACAUAAAUGAAGUGGAAGCAUGUUUUGAAAAGGUUUACUUUUUAAAAAAAAGACAACAUUAUUCAGACUACCCUUCAGAAAUGGCAGGAGCUUUGCAAAAAUGCGACUUCUAAAUUAUUUCUAGAAACUAAAGUUAAAUGGGAAUGAAAUAUUUAAAAAUGAAUAUUGGAAACAGAGAUUAAAAUAAUGUUAUCCUGUCAUAACAAAAAACAUAUUUUGGAUAUAUUUGAAGAAAAAAAUUAGCCUAGUGUUUGUAAAAGCCAAGGAGAGUUUGGUGCCUUACUCCCAUUUCAAUUUUAAUGGGAUUUUGCUGCUAACUCCCUUAAACACCUUUGAAAAUUCCAGCCUUAAAAGAGACCUGAAAAGGAUUUGUUGAAAACUGAAAACCUAUUUGUAGGGUUCCAAAAGGGGAAUCUUUCUCGCUGUUGUUCAGAAAUAUAUUAAGCCAUUUAUUGUAGAAAAAUACAAAUGAUGUGGAAAAAAAUC
Molecule: messenger RNA, 3070 nt
Organism: Chelonoidis abingdonii (Abingdon island giant tortoise)
Lineage: Eukaryota; Metazoa; Chordata; Testudines; Testudinidae
Product: V-type proton ATPase subunit S1-like
Cellular component (GO): proton-transporting V-type ATPase complex
Molecular function (GO): ATPase activator activity
Source: RefSeq, a predicted model, not a curated record